UAAACGGCGUUUGCCCCUUGUCUCAAGUGUUGUAGUAGUGAAAGGACUAUAGGUACAUCCUGGUCGACUUUUUUUAGGACAGUUUUCUUUUCUGGUGGACAAUCAGUUCUAUUCUUGUUACCCAUUUGCCUGGUAGCAAUAAAUAAGCAUUAUGGGAUCCAGUGAGAGCAAGAUGACUAAGGCUGCACCAGUUAAUCCAGAACCAGCCAUCAAAAACAAUCGAGUCAAUCAUCUGAUGGAUCCACGCUCUCCCUCAGCGGGCAUUGAUCGUACGCCUAUUCAGGUCAAUGGAUUUGUGUCCACAAAUUCUGCUGUGGUGAAAAGUAAGUUUCCACUGGUUGUCACUGAUCCCCGCUCACCUACUGUUGGCAUUACCCGUACGCCUGUCAGAGAAGUCAUGAGAGCCACAGUUGGGUCCUUAGCUCGCCGCCUGGGUUUGUUUUUGAGCAAUGAGAUUGAAGGCAAAGUCCCUGAAGCCCCUCAGAAACUGAGUGUUGCUGUGGAGGAGGAAGCCCCAGAGAGUGAGGAGCUGGCUUCCACUGAACCCCUCCUGACUCCUCAGCCUUCCCAGCCCUUCAGCUCCCUGGCUGGGCAGACCAACCUCCUUGCCACUCCGGUGCUGCCUCCACUCCACUGUGAGGGUAACUUGAGCCCUUUCGUGAUCCUUGAGGAGCCCCAGGUGGAGGUGGAUAUAGAAACUGAGGAGGCAGAAGAAGCAAGAGAGUCUCCUCUUCACAAGAGACUCAGCAUGAGCCUGAUAACUUGUCAUGAAGGAGUAACCUCAAUGCAGAUCGUUGCUGAGAUGCACUGUGACAGUACUCCUUCGCCAGUGCCUAGUGAGGAAGUGGAGACACUUGGGGAUGGUGUGGAUCACUCUUAUGCCCUUCCUUCUAUUACUGUUGAGCCUUCCUCAGCAACUGGUUUAGAUGUUUCCCCUGCACAGCUAAAGGAAGAAGAGAAACUGAGGUCUUCUGAAAGAACACAAGAGCUUGUUAAAGAAUCUUCUUUGCCCCCUGCAACCGCUUCACCAGCGCCACCAGUCGUUCUUAGCCCAGAGCAGCCACAGCUCUGCACCGGCAUCCGCUGCCCCACCUUUGACUCAAAGAGCCCCAGUCAGGUGGUGUUCAAGCCUCAGUGGUUGGGGAAAGGGUUUGGUGCCACUGGGCGAAGAGCCAGAGGAGGGCAGGGGCCCAGCGGAAAAGGAGGCUCCUCUCCUCUCAGUGUCCGAGUGGCUGUUAAGAACGUAAACAGUGAAAACAGGGGACAAUCUGGAAAACUAAAGCAGAGAGGUACUGAAGGCCGCUCUCCACUGCAGAUCCUUAAGGAGGCCAACUCACCCAGGGACCAGUGUUCUCAGAUGAAGCUGAAAGUGCCUAUACUAGAUAAGCAGAGGUUUGGACACAUGGACCGCACAGACUGCAGAGUGGUGGCACUGGCUCAGGAUAAAGAGAACAGAUGAUGUUCAACAGUAAUCUGGAUAAAUUCAAUCCACUUUUAUCUCUCAUAAUAACAUGCUUUUAUGUGUACAGUAUUAUAUUUUUUUUGUCUUGGGUACAUUACUUUUAACUGCCACUUUGUAUUUUUUUUUUUUUGUAAAUAUAAAUAAAGUUGUUUGCCUUCAGAAUUGGUGCCCUAAAUCCUCAUACUGGUUAUAAACUAGUUUUGCU
Messenger RNA from Monopterus albus (swamp eel), 1667 nucleotides. It is a transcript of the gene cdca3, whose product is annotated as cell division cycle associated 3. Lineage: Eukaryota; Metazoa; Chordata; Actinopteri; Synbranchiformes; Synbranchidae. The coding region runs from base 152 to 1459 and encodes 435 amino acids. The transcript is spliced from 6 exons. The record is from RefSeq and is a predicted model, not a curated record.